CUAUGGCUUGCAGCUUGGCAAUCCACAUAUAAUCUCUUUCCUGUACCACCACCUUCACUUGCCAGUAAUUCUUUGCCGUGCUUCUGGAAAUCAUGGCACAUUUUGAUACAAACCAUCCAGCUGGAUCGAAUUUCCAUACAGAUCCUUUUGGUGAUAACUCGGACAGUCGAAACAAACCCUUUGACGGUUUAGAUGGGAUAAUACAAGACGAUACCACAACUCUCGCAACAACUACGAGCGGCAUUCCUGCCCUGGACCCUUCAUCAUUCUUGCGUGGUGCUGGUCGAACCGAAGCACAAUCUCUCAUCUUCAACUAUCGACGUACAAAGUCACCCUCCCUGCCAGCCAUACCAAGCCGGCAACCUACACCGUCAUUGUCCGAAAGAAAUGGUCCAGUUUUCAGUGACUUGAGUGUCCCAUAUAAGGACGAGGACUCCUAUUCAACACGUCCAUCGUCUGUCGUUGGCAAGUCAGACGACCACCUGAUGCAUAAUGCUGCAGAUAUGGGACGCUCAGAUAGUUAUCAAGACCUGGAAUACGCAGAACCAUUGGAUGAGAACUCCAAGCUUGCUGCAGACAGCGCAUCUCCGUUUCAGAAGGUUCUCGGGAUGGACAUGGGGAAGUACCCUAUGGAUCAGCGGAUCGAGGACAAGAAGCGGGGUAUCGGGCGGCAAAAGCAUCCUUACGUUGUAUGGGCCUUAACAAUUAUCAUGGUUGGCGUUUUCAUCAAUGAGUUGGUGGUGAACACCAGAGCACAGGGUACCCCAAUAUCCUUUAAGCCAGUUGUAAAUCCCAUGCUUGGGCCGUCGGAAAGUGCAUUAAUUAAUUUGGGUGCUCGUUUCCCGCCAUGCAUGAAAGUUAUUCAAGGACUCCCCUUAACUACUCCGAUUGCUUGCCUCAAUGAUACCGCAAAUCCGCCAGAUCAGCUCUGUUCGAUCGAGGACAUAUGUGGUUUCGGUGGCUUCCACGGCGGCGAGCCCGACCAGUGGUUCAGAUUCAUCACUGCCAUUUUCCUGCAUGCAGGAUUCAUCCAUAUCAUCCUCAACAUGCUCGCUCAGUUGACAAUAUCCGCUCAAAUAGAGCGUGAAAUGGGCUCCGCUGGUUUCUUUAUAACUUAUUUCGCGGCCGGAAUCUUUGGUAACGUGUUGGGCGGUAAUUUUUCACUGGUCGGCGCACCUUCAAUAGGCGCCAGUGGUGCCAUCUUCGGUACAGUCGCGGUUACAUGGGUGGAUCUUUUCGCACAUUGGAAAUAUCAAUACCGACCUGGUAGAAAGCUCGCCAUCAUGACAGUGGAACUGCUGUUCGGUAUCGCUCUUGGGUAUAUACCUUAUGUGGAUAACUUCGCUCACCUGGGGGGCUUGUGUAUGGGUCUUCUCGUUGGCACAACCCUGUACCCCGUGAUCAGUCCAACGAAGCGCCAUAAGCUCAUUAUGUGGGCUUUCCGGCUGGCAGCCAUACCAUUAGCAAUCGUCCUCUUCGUUGUCCUGAUUCGGAACUUCUAUACUUCAGAUCCUUAUGCGGCGUGCUCGGGCUGCAGGUACCUGUCAUGUAUACCAACUGCAUCUAACAAUCACUGUCAAGGUACAGGUUUUAGCACUAGUAAUACCACCACUGGCGGGUCGAGUAUUUAAAUGUAAACCUUCCGAUCUCAUACUUGGACAUUAACUUCGUGCACUGCAUCAUCACUUUAUGUAUAUCAAUGGCCAAUGGACAGUAAUACUACACUGAUAAUUUGACCCACUCCCCAGUGAUGAAUGCGAGCUGGAUAUUGCACGUUAUAUCAUGUGCAUGUGGACAUUAAUAACAUAGAUCAUUUUGCGGUACAA
Molecule: messenger RNA, 1826 nt
Organism: Suillus discolor
Lineage: Eukaryota; Fungi; Basidiomycota; Agaricomycetes; Boletales; Suillaceae
Exons: 14
Coding region: 93-1631 (512 amino acids)
Biological process (GO): proteolysis
Cellular component (GO): membrane
Molecular function (GO): serine-type endopeptidase activity
Source: RefSeq, a predicted model, not a curated record